AACAUGGCCCUCCUCCUCUUCGCCGGUGCGGACACUGGACAGGUUCCAACGAGUCACUGGAAGCUCAAUUCAGUUCGAAAACAGAGAAGAUCGAGGCUUCAGAAAAGAGGCUUCGAACUGUGGAAGCGAAAGUCAGGAUGCGUGAAGCGCUAUAACUCCGCCGAGGUCAGCACAGGCGUCGGGGCUACUUACAAGAGCUGCCUGCUGAUUGGACUUCUCCUCAUCUUGAACAUGCAGCCCAGCAGAUGUGCCACGGAGGACGACUCUCUACUCGAGAUCUCGGAUAUUUUGCCAGAAGAUACGAAAAGUUACGACAAGAUGCGUCCGCCACAAUCACAGGGUAACCCCACGGUUGUCUACUUCCACGUCACUGUCAUGAGUCUGGAUUCCAUCGACGAAAGUUCUAUGGAACUGAGGACGAAAGUGUCUUUGGAAUGUUCAGAACUAUUAGGACUCCCAUUUACACUGUUCAAUUAA
Messenger RNA from Penaeus vannamei (Pacific white shrimp), 477 nucleotides. The record is from RefSeq and is a predicted model, not a curated record. NCBI's taxonomy places the organism in Eukaryota, Metazoa, Arthropoda, Malacostraca, Decapoda, Penaeidae.